AUGACCAGCCUAAAACAAAAACUCGCCUACUUGGCGGCAACUGCCAUUCCAAUCUAUCUCUGGGCGAAAUUAAUACAGAAUUAUCUCAAAUAUAAGCAGCAAAUCAUUGAAAAGAAGAAAACACACAAUAAACACAAUUGUGUGGUUACAUAUUCGAAAGAUUCCGGCAUGUUUGGAUGGCCUGAGUACCCGGAAAGAUUACCACUGAAUCUCAGCAGUUAUGAUAAGUUUCUUGAACCUGUUCUGUACUUUAUUGACACUGCAAAAUACAAAUUGGAUGUGUCUGUGAUGAUUUUAAAUUGCCAAAACAUUAUUGAUGCACUUGUACAAGCAGCAGAGAGGAAUGUCAAGAUUAGAUUAAUACUAGAUGCUAGAUAUAAUGAUGUAAAGCAGAAGAUGAGACUGCUUGUCAAAAAAGGUGUAAAAAUAAUGUAUGAUCAAAAGUUUUUGCAUACUGAUUCAAUGAUGCAUAAUAAGUAUGCUAUUAAGGAUUUUAAUCAUCCUAAUUGUUCAAGAGAUUCCGGUUUUUCAUUGUGUGGAUCUAUGAACUGGACUCAAUCAGCAUUCAGUGAGAAUUAUGAAUUUUUGGUCUUGUCAAGCAAUAGACAAGUGGUGGAAGCAUUCAAUAAGAACUUUGAAGAGUCUUGGGAGUUUCUACAUAAAGUAAAGGAGACUAAUAUGCUUACUGAAACAAUGUAUCAACUGUAAAUUGAAGAACUAAAAAUUUGAAUUU
Messenger RNA from Dalotia coriaria, 733 nucleotides. Its product is annotated as mitochondrial cardiolipin hydrolase-like. Gene Ontology annotation, molecular function: RNA endonuclease activity producing 5'-phosphomonoesters, hydrolytic mechanism. The coding region runs from base 1 to 708 and encodes 235 amino acids. Gene Ontology annotation, cellular component: mitochondrion. Lineage: Eukaryota; Metazoa; Arthropoda; Insecta; Coleoptera; Staphylinidae. The record is from RefSeq and is a predicted model, not a curated record. Gene Ontology annotation, biological process: piRNA processing. The transcript is spliced from 2 exons.